Messenger RNA from Naegleria gruberi, 2103 nucleotides. Its product is annotated as abc transporter protein. The transcript is spliced from 3 exons. Gene Ontology annotation, biological process: transmembrane transport. Gene Ontology annotation, molecular function: ATP hydrolysis activity; ABC-type transporter activity; ATP binding. Gene Ontology annotation, cellular component: membrane. NCBI's taxonomy places the organism in Eukaryota, Heterolobosea, Eutetramitea, Acrasida, Naegleriidae. The coding region runs from base 14 to 2008 and encodes 664 amino acids. The record is from RefSeq and is a predicted model, not a curated record.
ACAUUACAUCAAUAUGCCUACUGAAGUACAAUUACAACAAGAAACUGGUGUUGACACCAAACAAUCAAUUGAGGAAAGACACGUCUUUAGAAGAAAGAAUAAGAAAGCAAAGAAAGAGAAUGAAGUUGCAAUCAAAGAUGAUAGAGAACCCGACAUUAAGUUUUAUCACCAUUUCAAGAUUAUUCAAAUCUUUGGGUGGAAUCUGAUUCUAGUGGCAAUUGGAGCUAUUGGAUGUAUGGCUUAUGGUUUAAUUCCUGUCAUUUGUCAAUGGAUUUUGGGUGAUUUGAUCGAUGCCUUUUUCCUUAACGCUGCAACUGCAACUGUUGAUCAAUUGAAAGAUGCUGUUGCUCAAACAGCUAUCAAGUUGACAAUUAUUACAUUUUGUGGUAUGGUUGCCUUUGCUAUGCAACAUUUCUUCUUGCAAUUGAGUAAUGCUCGUUUAGGUACAGCUCUCAGAGAAGCCUAUAUGAAAUCCCUUGCCAAACAAGAAAUGAGUUUCUUUGAUAUUAAGAAAUUGGGUGCUUUGACUGUUGUCUUGUCUGAAGAUAUUCCAAAAAUUCAAGAUGUUUACACCAACGAAUUGUUUCUCUACCUACAAGAAAUUAUUCAAUUUAUUGUUGGUUUCAUUUUGGCAAUGUGUGUCAAUUGGAGAAUGGCAUUGAUUCUAGUUAGUACAUCUCCAUUAACUUUUAUCAACUAUAUGCUCAUGUCCACCAUCUCUACAAUCAUUACAAGAAGAAUUAACAGAUUAACUGAAAACUCUGCUGCUGUUUCCAAUGAAAUUACAGGUUGUAUCAAGACAAUUCGUUCAAUGGCUGGAGAAUUAAAGGAAGUUGAGAGAUUUAAAUUGGAUUUAUUCAAGAUUAACAAAAAUGGUAUUUACAAGGGAAUGGCUCACUCUUUCGCUUAUGGUUGGGCUGCUAUGGUUACUUAUGGAACUAUUGCUUUGGCCUUUUGGUAUGGUGGUGAUGAGGUGGCUGAAGGAAAGUCGACUCUUGGACAAAUUUUCAAAGUUUUCGGUAUGCUCUAUUUGGGUGUUAUCAGUUUGACUAGAUCAGCAACUUUCUAUCCUCAUUAUGGUAAAGCUUUCGUUUCUGAAACUACCUUUUUGAAGGUUGUUUUGAGAAAGCCAGAUAUUCCAUUCAUGGGAGGUGUUCAACCAGAAAAUAUUGAAGGUAACAUUGUAAUUGACAAUGUUGAUUUUGCUUAUCCUUCCAGACCAAACACUCUUGUUAUGAAGGACUUUAGUUUGGAUAUCAAAAAGGGUCAAACAAUUGCUUUGGUUGGUCCAUCUGGUUCUGGUAAAUCAACAAUUGUUGGUUUGUUGGAAAGAUUCUACAGGCCAGUUAAGGGAAAGAUUUAUUUGGAUGGAGUUGAUUUGGAAACUAUUGAUCCAAUGUAUUUGCACAAAGUUAUUGGUAUUGUAGGACAAGAACCUGUUCUCUUUGCUGGAUCUAUUAGGUAUAAUAUUGCCUACUCACUUGGUUUAGAAAAUUGUACACAAGAACAAAUUGAAAAUUGUGCUAAACAAGCCAAUGCCCACAACUUUAUUAUGGAUUUACCUGAAAAGUAUGAAACUCAACUUGGUGAAAAGGGUGUUUCUUUAUCUGGUGGUCAAAAGCAAAGAAUUGCUAUUGCUAGAGCUUUAUUGCAAAAUCCAAAGAUUUUACUUUUGGAUGAAGCUACUUCUGCUCUCGAUACUGAAUCUGAAAGUUUGGUUCAAGCUGCUUUGGAUCAAUUGAUGAAGGGUAGAACUACUAUUUGUAUUGCUCACAGAUUGACAACUGUUAUUAAUUCAGAUGUUAUUUGUGUCUUGGUCAAGGGUGUCAUGAAAGAAAAGGGCAAACAUAGUGAACUCAUCAAGAUUCCAAACGGUAUCUAUAGAAACUUGGCUGAAAGGCAGAUGGUUAUCACUGAAGAACAAGUCAAUGACGUUGAAGAAGUCAUGGACGUCUUGGUUGAUGAUGAUCAUCACGACUCUGCUCACGAAGAUCAAAACCAACAAUAACCUUAAAACAAUUUUGAAACCAUUCCUUAUCAAUAACUUUUUGAAAAUUUGUAAAUAGAACUCACAAAAUAAACUUGUAAAAACUUAACAAUCUG